UCAGUGGGAUUCCUGGGAAGAAAUGUGGAACCAUCAUCUUCACAGCCGAGGAGCUCAGUAACUGCCGGGACAUAGCCACCAUGCAGCUCUGUGCCAACAAGCUGGAUAAAAAGGAUUUCUUUGGCAAGUCCGACCCUUUCCUCGUCUUCUACCGGAGCAAUGAGGAUGGGACGUUCACCAUCUGCCACAAGACUGAGGUGAUCAAGAACAAUCUGAACCCUGUUUGGCAGCCGUUUACCAUCCCUGUUCGAGCACUCUGUAAUGGAGACUAUGACAGGACAGUCAAGGUGGACGUUUAUGAUUGGGAUAGAGAUGGGAGUCAUGACUUUAUCGGAGAGUUCACCACCAGCUACAGAGAGCUUUCCAGAGGCCAAAGCCAGUUUAAUGUCUAUGAGGUUUUGAAUCCUAAAAAGAAAGGCAAGAAGAAGAAAUACAUCAAUUCAGGGACGGUGACCCUGCUGUCUUUCAAAGUGGAGUCAGAAUGCACAUUUGUCGACUUCAUCAGAGGAGGGACACAACUCAAUUUCACCGUGGCCAUAGACUUCACAGCAUCCAACGGUAACCCGUCUCAGCCUACCUCACUGCACUACAUGAGUCCAUACCAGAUGAAUGCGUACGCCAUGGCACUGAAGGGUGGGGAGAUUAUCCAGGACUACGACAGCGACAAACUCUUCCCAGUUGGCUUUGGAGCUAAGCUUCCCCCGGAUGGCAAGAUCUCCCACGCCUUCCCACUG
Molecule: messenger RNA, 734 nt
Organism: Micropterus salmoides (largemouth bass)
Lineage: Eukaryota; Metazoa; Chordata; Actinopteri; Centrarchiformes; Centrarchidae
Product: copine-9-like
Biological process (GO): cellular response to calcium ion
Cellular component (GO): plasma membrane
Molecular function (GO): calcium-dependent phospholipid binding
Source: RefSeq, a predicted model, not a curated record